Messenger RNA from Monascus purpureus, 2607 nucleotides. Lineage: Eukaryota; Fungi; Ascomycota; Eurotiomycetes; Eurotiales; Aspergillaceae. The record is from the annotation of a GenBank genome assembly.
UUUUGUUUUCUGCACUGCGACUUUUUCUUGGCCUAUCUUCUGUCUCUUUUUUCUUGACUCCUUUAGACUCUGUUCAGAGGCUGCGGCAGGCCCUUGCAACUUUUACUCGCGUGCCCACCUGUCAGUUCGCAAUGUUUCUCUAAUUCGGCGCGUGCAGGCAACGGUUAAUUUCACGCUACCUUCGCCCAUACAACCGGGAUAUUCAGAACAGUCGGGAUCUGGAGGCGUCGAUUUCUUUGUAAAAUGUCUUCGAUACUGCCUCAAAGCAGCGAUUCUGCAAAUGCACAGGGGUCGAGUCCAGCCUUUGCGUCGAACGGGAAGGCGUCGGCGGUACUUCCGACAGUUACGCACCAAGCUGUCGAAUUGAAGAAUAUGGCAUCUGGCUCACAAGGCGUCAAGGGGUCGAUUCCCCUGGGGGAAGAUAUCAUGCAGCUCGCCCGGAUAGGAGAAGUCGGCCCUAUGCAGAAGCUAUUUGAAACCAAGAAGCUCAGCGCGAAAUACACGGAUGAGGAAGGGAUCACACCAUUGCAUUGGGCAGCAAUUAACAAUCGGUAUGCAAUGUGCAAAUUUCUACUAGACUCCGGUGCCGAUGUGAAUGCAAAAGGAGGCGAGUCUGUAGCUACGCCAGCGAUGUGGGCUGCUCAGCGUUGUCACUACUACAUUGUCAACCUUCUACUGCAGCAUGGAGCCGAUCCUCUCCUUACCGACGCCCAAGGAUACACCAUUCUACACCUGGCGACCAUUGACGGGAAUGCAUUCUUAGUCGUGCUGCUAUUACAUCAAGAGAUCCCAGUCGACGUUGCCGACCCGCAGGGGCAUACAGGGCUUAUGUGGGCAGCAUAUAAAGGAUACCCUGCAUGUGUAGAUCUAUUCCUGCGCUGGGGCGCGAACGUGAAUGUUGCUGAUGACGGUGGUCUUACACCCCUGCAUUGGGCGUUGGUGAGGGGGUCACUGCCCUGCAUACAAAAACUUAUAGAGUAUGGCGCAGAUCGGUUUGCGAAGACGAAUGAUGGCAAAACCCCGGCCAAGGUAGCCGAAGAAAUGAAUACGCUGCCUCUCUGGCUCCGUGCACUCGAUGAAUGUGGCUAUGAGCCCGAUGGGAACCUAAGGAUCUUUCCUCUAGGCUUGACUGGUUUCCUACGGAGCAAGAGUCUUAUGUGGAAAUUUUUCUUCUUUUGGCCGUUCUUCAUGGUUGCAGCCGGAGCAUGGAUUUUCAGCAACCUGACAAUAUUCGUUGCUGUCCCUUUUGCGGCAGUCGUACUGUUCUUACUGCAGUGGGUAGCGCAACAGAUUGCCAGUCGAGGCCCAGCAGAUUACAGGAUACUUCAAAAAACACCGUAUCUAUCAGGUAUCUUUGCGGGAUCGUUGUUUUGGGUCGGCGUCCGAUACGUUUUCAAGGUUCUCCCAGUGACAUACUCGUUAUAUCCCAUUUUAAAUAUAUUAUUUACGACCUUCUUCUGCCUUACGACAUUCUUUUUUAUCAUCUCAAUGACUGAAGACCCUGGAUUUGUUCCCAAACUUGGCAGCAGGAACCAGGAGGGAACAGUGAUCAAGGAACUCUUUGAUCUGUGGAAGUUCGACGAGGAAAACUUUUGUGUAUAUUGUAUGAUUAGGAGGCCAUUGCGAAGCAAGCAUUGCAGGCGAUGUGGACACUGUGUUGCAAAACAUGACCACCACUGCCCUUGGAUCGACAAUUGCGUGGGAGCAAAUAACCUACGCCAUUUCGUGUUGUACAUUACUUGUCUGGAAAUUGGCAUCAUUCUUUUUGUGCAGUUGACCGUGUCCUAUAUCAAUGUUCUGCCGCCACCUGAGCAAACUCAGUGUAAUGUUAUCAAUGAUACUCUGUGUAGUUGUGUGCUCCGAGAUACCUUCACCAUCAUCCUGGUCAUCUGGAUAACGCUGCAGCUGGUGUGGGUUACCAUGCUGUGCGCUGUCCAACUCAUGCAGGUUUCAAGGAACUUGACGACGUACGAGAAUAUGAGAGGUCAGUCAAUUGACAGGGCAUAUCCAAGCUCGCAAGCCCUCGCCUCUGCUUUGACAGCUGGGACAACGUCACUAGAGGCCGCUGGACUUUCAGCAGCCGGGCAAGGCCCCAAUCCCAAUGUUUUGCGGGCGGCUGCUCCUUACGCUCAUCGCCAUGCAGGUCGUGGUUGCUUCCAGCAGCUGAAGACGGUUCUUGGGAUCGAUGCAUUCUUCGCGACGGCACGAGAUGGAUUCAAAGGUGAAGGGCGCACUGGUCGACCAAAGAACCCGUUCUCCCGCGGCAUUAUGGGAAACUGUCGCGAUUUUUGGUGUGAUCCGGCUCCAUACUUCGGAAAAAGAGACACGGGUUCGGGUAUGCUUGAUGGUGAGGUAGUGGACUACUAUAGGAUGUAUGAGGUUCCGCCGCGGCUGCAUAGUGGCUACCGCAGUGUGGUGAACGGUGAUCCGGAGGAGAAUGCCUGAAGUGUUUUUAUUAUUUCUGUCUUUUCUUUCUCCCUGUCUUCAAUACUUUUCCGAUCCGUGCCGCCAUGGUGCGACUUGAUUGGUUUCUAAAGCAAGUUAAUGAUUUUAAUGUUAAUGACCUCACGGUAUAUAUCAAAAGGAUACAGGUAAAUGAGUAUUGGG